GCGUAGUUGAUUGUUGUGAUUGAUAUGUUCAUAUAGAUAUAAUUAUGUUUAUAUAAGUCUAUUUUUGACAAAAAUUGAUUAUGACAUUAUAUCUUAUUUAAACAAUAUAUUUUUUAUGUCUUUAUGUAUUUAAAUUGUGUUUAUAAACAACCGCGUAUGUUAAAUAUCUAGUUUACGUUGUGAAAACUCGUGUAUUGGUUUUAUAGGUUAUAUUGCGCGGGAAAAAUGUUUAAAUUUUCAAAUAUGCCCGUGACUAUUUGUUACUUGAAUUGUACACGAAUAUUUAUUAGAAAUAAAUCUAAAUAUUUAACAAAAGCUGAAGUAAUAAAACGUUUGAUGAAAGAACAAACAAAAUCAUUUGGCCCAUUGUUAGAAAAUAGUAAACAAAGAAAAAAAAGAUUGAAAUCAAUUGAAUCGAAUAUAAAAGUUGAAUCAACAACAAAUAAUAAUAAUAAUAAUAAUAAUAAUAAUAAUAGUAGUUUAAAUUUGGAAAAUUCUGAAUUUUUGUGGACAAUUAAUAGUGCAAAUAAUGGAAAUUUGAAGCUUAUUAAGACAGACAGAAAAGAAAAUUCAAAACAAUCGUUAUCAUUUAAAGAAUAUAAUAAUAAGAAUAAUAAUAGCAUUAAUAAUAUUUUACCAUCAGAUUUAAUUGUAAGUAAUGAUAAAAAUGAAAAUCGUAAAAAAACUUUACCUGAAAAUAAAUAUAAUAAAAAUGAUAAUCGGAAUCAAUUAAACGAUUCUGUUAAAUUAAAUGAAGAUAAUUUAUCAUCGAAUAAAUUGAUAAAACCUGAAGUCAAUAUAAAAAAUAGUUCGAACUUUGAAAUAACAAAUUUCCCAUUAAUCAAAACUCCUAAGGAUGAUCAAGAUUAUUGGAAAAUUUCUGAAAUUAUAACCCAACCAUUAAUAGAAUCAAAAAACUUUUCAUUGCCUGGUGUAACUAAAAUUUUAAGUGCAACUAUGUCUGAUGAAGCUAAAUUGAUGUUAGAAAAUUGGAAGAAGAAAAUGAUUUUGAAAUUAGGUGUUGAAGGAUUUGAAAAAUAUAAUCAAGAUUUAUUGAAUGACAGUAAAAUAAUGCAUUCAUUAAUUGGAAAUACUUUAAUGAAAGAACAAGUUGACGUACCUGAUCAUUUAAAACUUACGUACAGUAGUAUAAAACUAAUAUUAAAAGAUGUAACUGAUGUACGAUUGAUAGAGUCGCAUGUUGUUCAUCCGACUCUUGGAUAUCGUGGGAUUAUUGACUGCGUUGCCUGUUAUAGAGGUACUUUAUGUCUUAUCGAUUGGAAAAAGUCUGAGAAAAUAAAAACACUGAGUUCAAUUUACGAUUCACCUUUGCAGCUGAGCGCUUACAUUGGUGCAUUAAAUAGCGACCCGAAUUAUCCAUUCAAGGUGAAAACCGGCGUUUUGGCAAUUGCUUAUGUUGAUGGGCAACCGCCUUCAGUAUUUGAAUUUACCGCUUCUAAACUUGAAUUUUAUUGGCAAGAAUGGUUGAAAAGAGUUAAAAAAUAUUAUUCUACAUGAUUCACACA
Microplitis mediator is the source of this 1526-nucleotide messenger RNA. Its product is annotated as mitochondrial genome maintenance exonuclease 1-like. Gene Ontology annotation, biological process: mitochondrial DNA replication. The transcript is spliced from 4 exons. Lineage: Eukaryota; Metazoa; Arthropoda; Insecta; Hymenoptera; Braconidae. Gene Ontology annotation, cellular component: mitochondrion. Gene Ontology annotation, molecular function: single-stranded DNA exodeoxyribonuclease activity. Bases 226 to 1518 code for a protein of 430 amino acids. The record is from RefSeq and is a predicted model, not a curated record.